Molecule: messenger RNA, 3004 nt
Organism: Pseudonaja textilis
Lineage: Eukaryota; Metazoa; Chordata; Lepidosauria; Squamata; Elapidae
Gene: MTA2
Product: metastasis associated 1 family member 2
Biological process (GO): negative regulation of transcription by RNA polymerase II
Cellular component (GO): NuRD complex; nucleoplasm
Molecular function (GO): histone deacetylase binding; transcription coactivator activity; sequence-specific DNA binding
Source: RefSeq, a predicted model, not a curated record
GGUGUUGCGCUUCCCAACGAAGCCCGACCGGAAAUGCCCGAGCGGUUCCGGAGAUUGCCGAAGGGCCGGCCCAGGCUGCGUGAGGGGGAGCGACGACGGCUUGAGGCGGCGGGAGGCGAUGAAGAGCGGCCGGGCCCGGAGUUGCUGAGGCGGCCGGGAAGGGGACGCCGAGCGCCAUGGCGGCCAAUAUGUACCGGGUGGGCGAUUAUGUCUAUUUUGAGAACUCCUCCAGCAAUCCCUACCUCGUCCGUCGCAUCGAGGAGCUCAACAAGACGGCCAAUGGCAACGUGGAGGCGAAAGUGGUCUGCCUCUUCCGACGGAGGGACAUCUCCAGCAGCCUCAACAGCCUGGCUGACAGCAACGCUCGAGAAUUUGAAGAGGAGUCGAAGCAGCCGUCCGUUUCGGAGCAACAGCGGCACCAGCUGAAACAUCGCGAGCUCUUCUUGUCCCGUCAGUUCGAGUCCCUGCCCGCCACCCACAUACGGGGGAAGUGCAGCGUUACCCUCCUCAACGAAACGGAUAUCCUCAGCCAGUACUUGGACAAAGAGGACUGUUUUUUCUACUCGCUGGUUUUUGACCCCGUUCAGAAGACCCUCUUGGCCGACCAAGGGGAGAUCCGGGUGGGCUGCAAGUACCAGGCGGAGAUCCCCGAGCGACUCGCGGAAGGGGAAUCCGACAACCGGAACCAGCAGAAGAUGGAGAUGAAGGUGUGGGAUCCGGACAACCCCCUGACCGACCGGCAGAUCGACCAGUUCCUCGUGGUGGCUCGGGCGGUGGGCACCUUUGCGCGAGCCCUCGACUGCAGCAGCUCCAUCCGUCAACCCAGCCUUCACAUGAGCGCGGCGGCGGCUUCUCGGGACAUCACGCUGUUCCACGCAAUGGAUACCCUGCAGCGUAACGGCUACGACCUAGCCAAGGCGAUGUCCACUUUGGUGCCCCAGGGUGGGCCCGUGCUAUGCCGGGACGAGAUGGAGGAGUGGUCGGCAUCGGAAGCCAUGCUGUUUGAGGAGGCCCUGGAGAAAUACGGCAAGGACUUCAACGACAUUCGGCAGGACUUUCUCCCUUGGAAGUCCCUGGCCAGCAUCGUCCAGUUCUACUACAUGUGGAAAACCACAGACCGAUACAUCCAGCAGAAAAGGUUAAAAGCAGCGGAAGCCGACAGCAAAUUGAAGCAAGUGUACAUCCCAACCUAUACAAAACCGAAUCCGAACCAAAUCAUCUCAGUGGGCUCCAAGCCCGGAAUGAACGGCGCCGGCUUCCAGAAAGGUCUCACCUGCGAGAGUUGCCACACCACCCAGUCUGCCCAGUGGUACGCCUGGGGCCCCCCUAAUAUGCAGUGCCGGCUCUGCGCCUCGUGCUGGAUCUACUGGAAGAAAUACGGGGGCCUGAAGACGCCGACGCAGCUCGAGGGAGCUGCCCGUAGCAUCACAGAGCCCCACUCUCGGGGCCACACGUCUCGGCCAGAAGCCCAGAGCCUUUCGCCGUACACCACCAGCGCCAACCGGGCCAAGUUGCUGGCGAAAAACCGCCAGACCUUCCUUCUGCAGACCACCAAACUGACUCGCAUCGCCCGGCGCAUGUGCCGGGAUAUCUUGCAGCCGCGGCGGGCCGCCCGGCGCCCUUACGCGCCCAUCAACUCCAACGCCAUCAAGGCUGAGUGCUCGAUCCGGCUUCCCAAGGCGGCCAAGACGCCCCUGAAGAUCCACCCUUCGGCCCGUCUUCCUCUGGCGACCAUUAUCAAGGAGCUGGCCGCUCAGGCACCCCUGAAACCCCGAACUCCUCGGGGCACCAAGACGCCCAUCAACAGGAAUCAGCUGACCCAGAACCGAGGUUUGGCUGGCAUCGUGGGCAAGCGGACUUUCGAGAACCUCUGUGUGCGACCGGGCGCAGGUGGCAGGGGGCGGGCUCCCCUUCUCGGCCAAUGGGCGGCCCCUAACGUCCGGCAUGAGGUCAAGCAGUCAGCCUGCCCUGAAACGUCAGAAGCUGAACCCGGCCGACGCCCCCAAUCCCGUCGUUUUUGUGGCGACCAAGGACACCAGAGCCCUGCGCAAGGCCCUGAGCCACCUGGAGAUGCGCCGGGCUGCCCGCCGUCCCAACCUGCCGGUGAAGGUGAAGUCGGUCCUGCCCCUCCGGCCCCUGGGGGCUCCCCUGUUGCCCGCCCCCGCAGUCCAUCCUGCCAGCACCAGCGAGCCCAUCGUCCUGGAAGACUGAGUGCCGAGCUCCUCCCUCAGCCCCUCUAGCAACCCGCUCGCCACCUCGCUCAGCAGCCCCGCUACGAUCCACGACGCCCGAGGGCCCUUCCGAGACUCCCUUCGCCGAGCCGUCGCUGGCUUAACGGGCCGGGAGUGGGGGGGGGAGGGGGUGCGGCGGGGGGGUGGCGGGCGCGCCUGCCCUCUUCCCCAGGUUGGGUCCUCUCUUUUUUAUAUAUAAAUAUAUUUUUAAUUUCCACAUUUUACAUUUGUACUUCUCUCCUCCCCUUCCCUUCCCUUCCCUUCCCCUCCCGGCUGAUCCGAAUGCACAAAAGUUGCCUGGAUCCGUAUUUUUUUUAUUUUUUAGGGGCGCCCUCGUUUUUUGUUUUUUUUUAGUUUUUUCCGCCUUCCUCCUCGUUUAGGGACGGGGUGAGGAGGCGGACGCUAGGAGAGGUGUGGGAUUGGGAGGAGGAGAAGGGGUCUCCCUUUUCAACCACUGGAUCGCUUCCCCCCCCCCCCUCUUUCUUUCUCUGUGUCGGUUGUCCUUCUCGGAUCCCCUAAAAUCUGUCCCUCCCAAAAAACCCUCCUCUUCCCCAAUUUGGGAACAAGGAGCCUUGGCGAUUCCUUGUUAACGUGGCCAUCUUAUAAAUCCCCCCCCCCCCCCCCUUUCCCCUCUUUCCCCCCCCCUUCUUUGACGAAUUCCCUUUUUUUUGUACAUGGUUUGGAGAGCAAAAAAAAAAAAAGUCAGGUUUUUUUAAAGUCAGCCUCUGGUUCUUAUAACAAUGACAACAACAAAAAAAAGAAAUAAAUGCCGU